CCCUGUCUCGCCCGCAGGAACCAUGGUCAGCAAGGACGCGGGCAAAUGCGUGCUCACAGCCCCCGAGAGCGAUGCGGAGCCGGCCGCCUGCCUGGCGCUGGAGGUGAAGUACGCGCUGGACCCCCGCCGGCAGGUGCGGAAGCGGAACAAGGCCCUGCAGGUGCGCUUCAAGGACAUCUGCGAGGCGCAGAGCGAGCGGCGGGACCCGCCGCCGGCCGCGGGGCCGGGGCCCGAGAGGCGCGAGGCCCGGGCGGCGUCCUACCGGGCGGCCUACCGCAAGUACAUGACGGUGCCCGCCCGCCGGGCCAUCCCCAACGUCACCCGCAGCACCGGCGUGCAGACCUCGCCGGAACGCAGGAAGUGCUACCAGACCUUCCCGCCCGACCGCCGCACGGGCAGCCUCAAGGGCGUCCCGGGGGCCGAGGGCGCCUUCCAGAGCCAGAACAACGGCUUCGUCCUGGACGCCAGGCAGCGGGGCGCGCAGGGGCCCGGGGCGGAGGCCGCGGCGUGGGCGGCCGGCCGGGUGCAGAAGACGGCGGCCCUGGUGUCCCGCUCCCACCAGCACGUGGACGCGCUGGGCCGGCCCGAGGGGCUGGGCGGCGCGGAGCUGUGCCGGGACCCCCGCGGGCACAGCUGCCCGGGCAGCGCGCUCCGGAACGCCCCCCGGCCUCCCUCCGGGGAGCCCGCCCACCAGCUGGACCGGACAGCCCCACGGGACCGGGCCGCGCCGGGCACGGAGGAGCCGGCUCCCGCGGGCCAGGGCAGAGUGUUUAAAACGGAGGUGGCCGCCGUCUACACGGCCGCCCCUGGCGCCCAGGCCCCCGAGCCCGCCCUGUCGAACUCGGCCGCCACCAGCCAGUGGUCCCUCUGCCCCUCGGAUCUCAAUGGGCUCCAGGCGCCCCCGACGACGCAGUGCCUGUCCCCCGAAUGUAGUGACCUCCCCCCGCAGCCUCCCGCCCCCGCGGGGGUGGCCGGCGGGGAGGAAUGCCAACAACUCGUGCCUCCCACGGAAGUGGUGGACCUCAAGGCGCAGCUGCAGGUGAUGGAGACGCUGAUCAGCUCCAGCCAGGAGACCAUCAAAGUGCUCCUGGGCGUCAUCCAGGAGCUGGAGAAGGGCGAGGCCCACCGCGAAGGGCUCUCCUACCGCACCGGGCAGGACACGGCCAACUGUGACACGUGCAGGAACAGCGCCUGCGUCAUCUACAGCGUGGAGCUCGACUUCAAGCAGCAGGAGGACAAGCUGCAGCCGGUCCUGCGGAGCCUCCACCCCUUCGAGGACUCUCAGGUCGCACCCUCGCCUUACUCUCAGGAGGCGCACGCCUCGACGCCCAAGCGGAAAUCCAAGACGGAGCCCAAAAAGCACGGGAGGUGGAAACUCUGGUUCCUCUGACGCGCGCGGCCUGUGGCGUCCACGGGCCUUCUUCACCACCCACGGGGGCGCCCGGUCCCUGUCCGAAGCGAGGAGGACGGGGGGCCCCGUGGCCGCCGCGGGCGCCGCCCUGCUCACCAAAAAGGCCUUCGCACGGACGGACCGCUGGCGGAGCGAGGGCGUCCCGGCGCCACUUGCCGGCGGCCCCUCGCCGCCCUCGGACGUGGGACGUGAAACCGAGAGGACAACUAGCCACGCCGCCCCCGCCCGGCCCGCGGCCGGCGGCUGUGUCCACCUGCCGAUCGGCGGGCGGGCGGCCCCCCGUGCACAGCUGAGACGCAUCAUGACUUCCAAGCCUUCAUCCUAAAGACGGGGCGAGGAAAAGCGAGCCUUACGUUUGCCAAGGACUUCAUUGUCACCCUCCCAUGGCCACCACGCAGGGGGCGCGUGCGGGGUCCAGCACAUCACGCUCCGGAGAAAGCACAAUUUUUUCAAGUGGUCGGAGACCAUGAACCAUCUCUCACACGGGACUCUGUGUGUCUGCCUUCACGUGCUGCCGCGCUAAGCCACGUGACCCCCGAGACUCGGCACCCCCUCCCCCCAUCACCGCCCCUGUGCCACGUUUACUGCUCAUUUCCAAACGACCGGCUGCCAGGAGGCCCCGGGCCAGGCCUGUCAGCGCUGCCCCUGGACAUGGAGCUUUCUUAGGUCUCAUUUUUAAUCUUUUGAUACCCAAAGGCCACGUGCUGAAUUCUGGCGUAGAACCUGCGUAGAGACACACAGCGGAGGACACGGCCACCAGUACAUCGCUGUGUGCCCUGCCCUGGGGACGUGUUCCGGGGCACCAGUCUGGGAGACACUGUUCCCCGGAGCGCAGGCCGGCGCCCGGGACCACUGGCCGCGCUGACUGAGGCAGGCCGGUCCGCCUCGGAGCGCGGCCCUGUGUCUCGUUCAGCGGCCGCCGUCACACCGCGUAGGACCGCCUACACCUAAGCUAGUCGCAAACCGUAAUCACUCACACGCUAGGGGAAAGCUGUGAACCAGAUGUUUUUAGGUAUUUUUCCAAUCAGCCCGGACAGAGGUCUCUUUUGAUUACACAUUGCAAUACAAAUCUCAGUUCCUUUAUUUUUUCACUCAUCCCUUUGCCAGUAUCUUUUGAUAGAAAUCGGAACCCCUUGGUCUAUUGAAUGACGUCGUCUGUCCGUUCGUGUGCUUUUCACAGGAAGACGUGUAGGGAUCUCCCUUUUGCCUUUUCUCCGUACGGAUCACGUUUUGAGUAGUCUGUGAGCGCCCGAGGAAACCCAGUGUUCGCGCUUCUGUCCCUCCGUCCGACAUCCACGCUGCCGCCGGCACGCUCGCCCUGGUCCCGGGCCGCUGCCGGGAACGGAGCGGUGCCCCGGGCGGGGCCGCCGGGAGGACGAGAGCUGGUUCUCGCCUGCGUCUCCCUCCUGAUGCAGCAGCGAGUCUCCGUCUGUCCGCGGUGUGCCCGUCCUCAGGGGCCUCGCAGGGGCCGGCCUGGGGUCAGAACCGGAAACCGAGCGGCAUCCUUCGGGAGCUGCUCCAGCGGGCCCCAGACGCCCGCUCCCGGGACAGGAAGCACAGACGGCUUUUGUGGAGACGCUGCAGGAGGGCACGCGCAUCCUUGGGGCUGGGUCAGCGGGGCUGGGAACUAUUUUGUGGGAAAGAAGGACGAACCGGAGGGCCCUGUACCACGGAGGAACGGUGUCACGCAGACAUGGAAUUGGAAAGCCGUGUUUCACGUGUUUAUACUGUUUCUCACUAACGUUCAAAAUGUUUGCGACAAGCUGUCUCCUGUGUCCCGAGAGGCCCCCCGCUUGGGUGGAUGGAGCGAGGGGGUGCGUGGCUUUCUAACGGCUCUGUGCCCGCCCACGCCGCCCUGGUGAACGGAGCAGUCUAGGUUCAGAACAACAACCAACCAACCAACCAACCAACAAAACUCGCGGAGUCGGAAGGAGACUGCAGAUGCGCCCCCUCCUAUUCAGAAAUCGCAGCGUCUUCGGGUCAGAAAAAACGAGUGUUUCCAAAGGCAUCUCGCAGUUCCAUCACAACGUGUCUCUAACGCGACCCGUCUCUUAGGAAGAUUUAAGUCAAAACUUUGAUACAAAAAACAAGGUGAACAGUCGUGCUCCCUCCUCUGUAGAUGUUCCCAUGGCAUUACGUGUAGAGGUUAAAUUAUUAUACUUGUCGCUAAGUUCUUUGUUAGUUUUUAAAUAAAAAAAAGAAGAAAAGAAAAGG
Messenger RNA from Pipistrellus kuhlii (Kuhl's pipistrelle), 3625 nucleotides. RefSeq names its product inhibitory synaptic factor 2A (gene INSYN2A). Bases 23 to 1390 code for a protein of 455 amino acids. Gene Ontology annotation, cellular component: postsynaptic density. NCBI's taxonomy places the organism in Eukaryota, Metazoa, Chordata, Mammalia, Chiroptera, Vespertilionidae. The record is from RefSeq and is a predicted model, not a curated record. Gene Ontology annotation, biological process: inhibitory postsynaptic potential. The transcript is spliced from 3 exons.